AUGCCAAUUGACACUGCUACCACUAAAGGGACCCCCACGACGCUCGCCAAAGACUCAUCUGGCCGUAUUCGCGGUGCUGCAUCUGCUGGCACGAGCGGGUACAUGAGCAGCUCCAGCUCUAGCUCCAGGUCAGACGCCAACCUUCGCGGCCAGGUGCAUGCGGCUUUAUCGCGGCUGCUAAACGUGAGUUCGGCUUUCAAGGAUCUGCAGCCAGGGAAGGACACGCACGUGUCGACCCGCGAGGAGACGAUUGCUAUGAUGCGGCACUAUCUGAAGCGUCUACAGCUCGACGACGUGGUGGACAGCAGCUCUCCACGAGCGCUCUCGGUCGUGCACGUCGCUGGUACGAAAGGCAAAGGCUCGACGUGCGCCAUGGUGGAACGGAUCUUGCGUCAAGCAGGCUAUAAGACGGGUCUGUUUACGUCACCCCAUCUCGUGUCGCCCUGCGAACGGUUUCGCAUCAAUGGCAAACCCAUUGCAGACGACGUGUUCUUACGGCAUUUUAAUGCCGUGUGGGACGGACUAGAGCGCACACAGGACAAGAGCUCACCCUUUCCGCCGAUGGCCUGGUUCUUUCGCUUUCUUACGCUCAUGGCAUUGCGUGUCUUUGCUGACGAGAAGGUGGAUGUGGUGGUUUUGGAAGUGGGACUGGGCGGACGCUUGGAUGCUACCAACGUGUUUCGCGAGCCAGUUGUGUGUGGUAUCUCGACACUUGACCUUGAUCACACCGGCGUUUUGGGCGAGACACUGGACCUGAUUGCCUAUGCUAAAGCCGGGAUACUGAAGCCGGGCGUGCCGGCCUUCACAACGGCACAGGAGCCGAUCGCGAUGGAGAUGCUGACGAAAUGUGCCUUGGAGACUAAUACCUCACUAGUGUGUGUACCAACUCUCGAUGGCUAUGGACCCGAAGGAGCGCAUUGCAACCUUGGAUUGUGUGGAGAUUUUCAGCGUACAAAUGCAGGACUUGCCGUUGCUUUGGCUACUACAUGGCUACGUAAAAAGCGUGGUGCAGAUGCGAAUGAUCAGAUAGACUUCGCGAAGGCCCUUGAGCCAGUUGUGAAAGAGGGACUUGAGUGCGCAUUCUGGCCUGGCCGAGCGCAGGUGUGGGAGGACAAAGCGCACAAGACGCAUUUUUACAUUGAUGGUGCGCACACGUUGCGCAGCCUCGAGUGCUGUGCGGACUGGUUUCGUCAAGCCACAGUUCGAACAGCCUUGGAUGAAAGGCUUGUGCUUAUAUUUACAAUUCACCACGAACGCAAUGUGGCAAAGUUGUUUGAGCCGCUGAUGCAGCAACGCUUUGAUUACGUCUUCUUUGCUCCUACAAGCUCGAUCCGCCCGAGCCUGGCUAAGAAACAUACAUUUUCCACAGCACUGCAGUAUGCCGGUUUUCAUGAUCUAUUGGCUACGUAUUCAAUGGGGGAGCUCGCGGCUCUAGAUGACGUAAGUAGUGAAGUGCACCCGUGGCAAACGACGCUCUCGCGUAUUUGGGUUGCCUUGAAGACUCGUGUUAUGAAAGAAGAACAAAACGAAUGCGUUGUUGCUGUCAAGAACUCAGUUGUGGACUGCAUGAAUGAGCUGUGGGCAUCCUCUGAGUAUGCAGAUGCUGCACUAACUGAAGAAGAAGCUGGAGAGCGUGAGCAGCGCAACAAAGCCUGGAGCGUGCUGGUGACUGGCUCAUUGUACCUCGGCGGUGAAUUGCUGAACUUCCUGGGCUGGCAAGAAUGA
Molecule: messenger RNA, 1725 nt
Organism: Peronospora matthiolae
Lineage: Eukaryota; Oomycota; Peronosporomycetes; Peronosporales; Peronosporaceae
Source: the annotation of a GenBank genome assembly